GGUUGGAGACGUGGCUCGGGGCCGCCAUCUUGGGAAGAGGCAAAGCGACAGCGGCUCCUGUCACGGGGGAAGCAGGUCCAGAGCGGCCGGUGCUCCCCUCCCCGGUCCCCAGCCCUCGCCCCAGGCAGCGGGAGCGCGGGAGCGCCCACCACCGCACUCGCCAUGGUGCUGUUGGCAGCAGCAGUCUGCACGAAAGCAGGAAAAGCUAUUGUUUCGCGACAGUUUGUGGAAAUGACCCGAACCCGGAUUGAGGGUUUAUUAGCAGCUUUCCCAAAGCUCAUGAACACUGGAAAACAACAUACAUUUGUUGAAACAGAGAGUGUAAGAUAUGUCUACCAGCCUAUGGAGAAACUGUACAUGGUACUGAUCACUACCAAAAACAGCAACAUUUUAGAGGAUUUGGAGACCUUAAGGCUCUUCUCAAGAGUGAUUCCUGAAUAUUGCCGAGCCUUAGAAGAGAAUGAAAUAUCUGAGCACUGUUUUGAUUUGAUUUUUGCUUUUGAUGAAAUCGUUGCCUUGGGAUAUCGGGAGAAUGUUAACCUGGCGCAGAUCAGAACCUUCACAGAAAUGGAUUCUCAUGAGGAGAAAGUAUUCAGAGCAGUCAGAGAGACUCAAGAACGUGAAGCUAAGGCUGAGAUGCGGCGUAAAGCAAAAGAAUUACAGCAGGCCCGAAGAGAUGCAGAGAGACAGGGCAAAAAAGCACCAGGAUUUGGGGGAUUUGGUAGCUCUGCAGUUUCUGGAGGCAGCACAGCUGCCAUGAUCACAGAGACCAUCAUUGAAACGGAUAAGCCAAAAGUGGCACCUGCACCAGCCAGGCCUUCAGGCCCCAGCAAGGCUUUGAAACUUGGAGCCAAAGGAAAGGAAGUAGAUAACUUUGUGGACAAAUUGAAAUCUGAAGGUGAAACUAUCAUGUCCUCUAAUACGGGCAAGCGUACCUCUGAGACAACCAAAGUUCAUGCUCCACCUAUUAAUAUGGAGAGUGUGCAUAUGAAGAUUGAAGAAAAGAUCACACUAACCUGUGGACGAGAUGGAGGACUACAGAAUAUGGAGUUGCAUGGCAUGAUCAUGCUUAGGAUCUCAGAUGACAAAUUUGGCCGAAUUCGUCUGCAUGUGGAAAAUGAAGAUAAGAAAGGGGUGCAGCUACAAACCCAUCCAAAUGUGGACAAAAAACUUUUCACGUCAGAGUCCCUAAUCGGCUUGAAGAAUCCAGAAAAGUCAUUUCCAGUCAACAGUGAUGUAGGGGUGCUAAAGUGGAGACUACAGACCACAGAGGAAUCUUUUAUUCCAUUGACAAUUAACUGCUGGCCCUCAGAAAGUGGGAAUGGCUGUGAUGUCAACAUAGAAUAUGAGCUACAGGAAGAUAAUUUAGAGCUGAAUGACGUGGUUAUCACCAUCCCGCUCCCAUCGGGUGUCGGUGCUCCUGUGAUUGGUGAGAUUGAUGGGGAGUAUCGACAUGACAGUCGACGAAAUACCUUGGAGUGGUGCCUGCCAGUGAUUGAUGCCAAAAAUAAGAGUGGCAGCCUGGAAUUUAGUAUUGCUGGGCAGCCCAAUGACUUCUUCCCUGUUCAAGUUUCCUUCAUCUCCAAAAAGAAUUACUGUAACAUACAGGUUACCAAAGUGACCCAGGUAGAUGGAAACAGUCCGGUCAGGUUUUCCACAGAGACCACUUUCCUAGUGGAUAAGUAUGAAAUCCUGUAAUACCAAGAAGAGACAACCGAAAAGGAAAAAUUUCAAAUUAAUAGAAGAGCCAGAAAAUGGCUGAAGAGUUUUUCCAAAUUUACAAGCCAUUGGAGACCGUUUUUUUCUGAUGUAAUGCUCGUCUCCUGUGGAAGGACCCUCAGCUCAUCCCCAGUGUUUGAGUAUCACGGAGACGCUCUUUGACAGAGAAAUGACACAAACAUAAAGGGAAAGGCUGCUCAUUUCUUUGGCAGAUUUUACUGGCCAGCAGGAAAGCAAGCUCUCCAGAGAAUGCCCCCAGCAAGCGCCUCCUCUGUCUUCACCUAAGUUGCUCCUUUGUUUUAAUCCCCAAAUACAGUUACAUUUCACACUUUGUUUUUAAGGUUUUCUCUGUAGAUUUUGCUCUUUCAUACUUCUUUCCUUUCUGUACAUUGAAUCAGGCACUGGGAUCAUCUAUAGGCAUUGUGUUUGACCUGGAACAGAAUUAUCUAAACUGUUCUCGAAUUUUGGACAAUACAGGUGAACUCUUUAAGGGAUAUGGAAUAUAGAGGUUAAAAGGUAAAAUGGACUCUGUUUUCCCAUGUCUGUUUAUCCCUCCAUUAUUUUGCCAAGCUGUUUUCCUUUCAAGGCCUGGCCUUCCUGUUUAAAGUAGUACUGUGAGUCCUGCUGGUGUCAAUAUUAAUGAGAAACAGCUUUCAGAUGAGAUGGCCCCUCUUCAGGGUGUCUGGGAGAAGAAUGGUUAUUGCCCCAUGGAAUAUCACGUCUGUUGAUAGUGUUGUCCGUACUUCCAGUUCUCCCCAUUUUGGGUACUUGAACCAAAACGUAAUAGCCCACAAUUUUGUAUCUGUGCAUUCCUUAGAUUCUCCGUCUCCCUCUUCCUGGUCACACUCUCCUCAGUCCUUCCUUUCUAGCAGAAACACAGUUAUGAUUUUGGAGGCCACUGGUUCAGUGAGUAUUUGUGCCAGUCCUGUCCAUCACCUUCCUAUCAAGUCCCCCCUGAAUUAUCAAGGAAAAUCCAUUUCCACUGCUAGAGUUUUAGCAUUUCGAUAGGCCCUUGUUAUAUUGGUUAUGUAGGAAGGACUCUUAUGUACCCCGUUUCCUUAGAGCCAACUCAGCAUUUUCCUCCUGUCUCUGUCUCUGAGACCCUUCCUUUUCUAACCCCUGAGCCUUUUGAGUGUCAUUAUGAUGGGAUUGUUUCUCAGCUCCAUUUCAUCUGUCACUUUUUUUGUUGGAGAACAACAUUGCCAACCCAGCCUUUGCUUUUAAUCCAGUAUUGCACUUAGGGUGUGUGACGUUUGCUGAGAGGCCCUGGCUGUGGGAAGAGACAAACGACUGUGGAUGGCCUCCUGCGCUUACAGCUGGCUGGAGGGCAGCACUUCCAUUCUGAACACCUGGCCCUGCCUCAGAGUGGACUGUACUGAUGCAGAGCAGCCUCAAAUGGCCAUAGCUGGAGUUGCUUGCCAAAGAAACUUCUGGCCUUUCCCUUUCCCUAACCCUUGUAUCAGGGAAGAAUACUUAUCUCUAGCUUGGUUUCCACAUGAAAUUUUUCUGAGGAAGGGGGCUAGGACAAGGAGUCUGUCAUGUAGUUAAGUAGACAAAUCUUAUUAAUCCAGUUUUGUUUGAGAGUUGCUUGUUCAUAUGAUUUUUUAAAAGUCAAGUUUAAUUUCACAAAACCUUUUUUUUCCUGAAAUUACUUUUGGGGUAAUAUUUAAAACAAGAGACAUUUUGUAACCCUGUAAAAUAUGUAGGGAAUAUAACAUUCCAUUGUACACAAAGAAGGCAGAUUCUUUAAUCAAAUAAAGAGUAUUAUAAAAUGAAA
Chinchilla lanigera (long-tailed chinchilla) is the source of this 3496-nucleotide messenger RNA. RefSeq names its product archain 1 (gene Arcn1). The record is from RefSeq and is a predicted model, not a curated record. Gene Ontology annotation, cellular component: cytosol; COPI vesicle coat. Lineage: Eukaryota; Metazoa; Chordata; Mammalia; Rodentia; Chinchillidae. The coding region runs from base 163 to 1698 and encodes 511 amino acids. The transcript has 10 exons. Gene Ontology annotation, biological process: retrograde vesicle-mediated transport, Golgi to endoplasmic reticulum; endoplasmic reticulum to Golgi vesicle-mediated transport; Golgi localization.